CGCUGCGCCACCGGCAGCCGGGCCCGCUCCCCGCGCCAGUCUCCUCCGGCUCCCUGGCCUGGCCGCUCCGCCAUGGCGGCCAACAGCGGCAACCUGCAGAAAGCAAUAGACCUUGCUAUCAAAGCAGCACAAGAAGAUAAAGCAGGAAACUAUGAGGAAGCCUUCCGCUUGUACCAACAUGCUGUGCAGUAUUUUCUCCAUGUUGUUAAAUAUGAAGCACAGAGUGAUAAAGCAAAACAAAGCAUUAGAGCAAAAUGUACAGAAUACUUGGACCGAGCAGAAAAGCUGAAAGAGUAUCUGAAAAAGAGAGAAAAAACUGCACCAAAACCAGUUAAAGAGUCUGGUCCUGCUGAAGGAAAAGGGAAUGACAGUGAUGGGGAAGGGGAAUCAGAGGACCCUGAAAAAAAGAAGCUACAGAAUCAACUUCAAGGAGCAAUUGUUAUGGAGCGACCAAAUGUCAAGUGGAGUGAUGUUGCUGGCCUCGAAGGUGCCAAAGAGGCACUUAAAGAAGCAGUCAUCCUUCCCAUUAAAUUUCCACACCUGUUUACAGGCAAGAGAACACCAUGGAGAGGGAUUCUCCUAUUUGGACCACCAGGAACAGGAAAGUCUUAUUUAGCAAAAGCUGUGGCAACAGAAGCAAACAACUCUACCUUCUUCUCAGUGUCUUCAUCUGACCUUGUCUCAAAAUGGUUAGGUGAAAGUGAAAAAUUAGUGAAAAACUUGUUCCAGCUUGCCAGAGAAAACAAACCUUCUAUCAUCUUCAUUGAUGAGAUAGAUUCCCUCUGUGGGUCAAGAAGUGAAAAUGAAAGCGAAGCUGCUAGACGGAUAAAAACAGAAUUUCUAGUCCAGAUGCAAGGGGUUGGUGUUGACAAUGAAGGAAUCUUGGUCUUGGGAGCAACAAACAUACCUUGGGUUUUGGAUUCUGCUAUCAGGAGAAGGUUUGAGAAGCGUAUAUAUAUUCCUUUACCUGAAGACCAUGCCAGGGCUGCAAUGUUCAAACUUCACCUUGGAUCAACUCCAAAUGACCUAAAAGAAGCAGAUUAUCGAGAUCUUGGGAAGAGAACUGAUGGCUAUUCUGGUGCAGAUAUAAGCAUCAUUGUCCGUGAUGCACUGAUGCAGCCUGUUAGAAAAGUGCAAUCAGCGACUCACUUCAAAAAAGUAAAAGGACCAUCAGUGUCUAAUCCAAAUACGAUGGUAGAUUUAUUCACCCCUUGCUCUCCAGGUGAUCCUGAAGCCAUAGAAAUGACGUGGAUGGAGGUCCCAAGUGAUAAAUUACUGGAGCCUAAAGUUUCCAUGGCCGAUAUGCUCAGGUCGCUUGCUAGUACAAAACCAACAGUUAAUGAACAGGACCUGGAGAAGUUAAAGAAGUUUACAGAAGACUUUGGUCAGGAAGGCUAAACCAAAGAUAUGUGUGAAGCGUUAGAACUUUUCUUCUUAAAGUAUUCUCGUGUCUUUAUCGAUGGCACUUCAAAUAAAAUCACCCCUUUCUUACUUUGCAGAAGGAAUAGAAGAUACUUUUGCAAAGACCCUUAAGCUUUUGUAUUGUAUUAUUUUCCUCAGAUGUCUAUUAAAUGUCUUCUAUUGAAAAAUAAUACAAAAAUGCAAUUUUAGGGUGAGACAGCAAAUUGAUGUGGUAAUGUCUAAUAAAUACUAGAAAGCUUUAAAUUACUAGUUCCAUUUUAGGCAGUAUAUUAUACCUGGAUACCAGUGAGUUUUAAACUCCCAGUAGGGUCAAAAACUUUUUUAAGGGGUGGGAGAGAACAUAUUUGUCAGGUGUUUUCAAUCAGCAUAAAUAUUAAUUUCUCUCAUUUCAUUUAGAAAAACACAACAAAAUUUUCUAAUCAAGCAUGCUGCAAGUGUGGGUUUGCUGUUAAAGUAAGAAAGAAGACACUGUGAGGAUAAGACUACAUGAGCCAGUACUUUGAGUAAAUAUUGAUGGACCUGUAAUUUGGCUUUUUUCUGCUAUGCUGUGUUAAAAUUUUGCCUUAAACGGCAAGCUUUUGAUUUUAACUCUUUAUUAGCUGGUACACACUGUCACUAUGCAAUUUAACACAAGUUUGUUAAAUGCAAGUAACUCAGGUGUUUUGCUAGCUCUUCUUGGGGGGUUGUUUGGAUUUAUUUUAUUUGUUGUUUUGGUUUUUAAAGUCUGGAUUCUCUUCCUGGUGAAGUUUUGACUAAAGUUAGAAAAAAGCAUUACUGCUAUCCUCUAAGAUCCCACAUGUUGAGGCUGGCAAGGUAUAUGUAGUCUUUGGAGAAUGUCUGGGAGGUAUUUUGGGAAGUAGCAUACUUUCACAUGCAAGGAGAUUAGAACAGAUGUUUUAGCCACAGCCUUUCCUUUAAAUUAACCCAGAACCCCACUGGUAAUUGUAGCAUAUAGGUUACAUCAAUUUAGUGUUUAAACUGGGAGAGAGAGCUGGCAGUUUAGUAUAGAAGUAGCACUUCCAUUGCUCUUUCUCUGCAGAACCGCAAAUGGACAUGUGCCUGAAUGUAACUUACAACACUACAGCAUCAGCAUUGAGUUUGUGCCUUGUAAGUUUGCACUGGCUGUAGAUAUGAAACACCAUUAGGAUAUCUAGAAUAAUCUAUCUUCCAUUAUCAUUGUAGAACUCUAUCCUGAAAAUGUUUUGUUUAACUUGCAUUAAAAGAAAUUUGCACAUUUUAGGUGUGUAUGUUCUAUGUACAUAUGCACAAAUAUGAUCAUCUUUUGAUGGGGUUUGGUUUCUUUUAUGUACAUAUUUUGUGUACUUUAUAAAUCAUAGGAUGGGUGACAUUUUCUGUACUUAAAUGAAGUAAAAUGUUGUAGUACGACAUCA
This is a messenger RNA of Pseudopodoces humilis (Tibetan ground-tit), 2813 nucleotides long. It is a transcript of the gene VPS4B, whose product is annotated as vacuolar protein sorting 4 homolog B. The record is from RefSeq and is a predicted model, not a curated record. Gene Ontology annotation, biological process: vacuole organization; endosomal transport. NCBI's taxonomy places the organism in Eukaryota, Metazoa, Chordata, Aves, Passeriformes, Paridae. Gene Ontology annotation, molecular function: ATP hydrolysis activity; ATP binding.